UUAUCGGUUAACCACUCAAUCGCAUCUAUCGCUCUCUUCCGCAGAAUUCGCCCACAUCCCCUGAUUCCUUUCGAUCAUCCAAUUUACGUUACUUGAUCACCAUAAUCUAUCAUCUCAUGGAAAUAUUUAUUAAUCGCAAGAAAGGAGGAACACAAUCCAUCAACCAUUGUCCAUCGGAAAUUAAAGUGCCAUUGAAAUGGACACAGGUACAACAUGGUGUUCACACCUUUCACGGGAGUGGAUAAUCACCAUAAAUGCGUGAUGUUCGGGGCUGGUCUACUUCGCACCGAAGACAUAGAAUCUUACACAUGGGUGUUCCGCCAAUUUCAAGAUGCAAUGGAUCACGACCCCAAAUGCAUCAUAACAGAUCAAGACCCAUCCUUGCAUACAGCUGUCAGUGAGGUAUUCCCACAUACUACCCAUCGCUAUUGUAUGUGGCAUAUCACUAAAAAAUUAGGAGGCAAAGUUGGAGAACCUCUAAAUAAGGAUACCAAGUUCUUGACUAGAUUCAAUGAAGUUGUUUGGAGCCAUUAUCUCGAUCUGGUUGAGUUUGAGAAUCAGUGGCACGAGGUCAUGAAUGAUUAUGAUUUGGUCAGCCAUAAAUGGUUCAUCAAGUUAUUUGAAAUUCGAAAGUCUUGGAUCCCAGCAUAUUUUAGAGAUUUAUUUAUGGCUGGUUUAUUGAGAACGACUUCACGUUCCGAGAGUGAGAAUAGCUUCUUCGGGGAGUUCUCUAACCAAAAUUUUAGUCUUGUAGAGUUUUUGAUGCAAUUCGAAAGUGCUAUGGAUGCGCAACGCCACAGGAAUGCCUUACUGAACGCUGAAACUGAGUCUUGCACACCAGUAUUCAAAACCCCUUUGGCUAUUGAGAGGCAUGCUGCUUCCAUAUACACACUGACUGUGUUUUAUAAUGUUCAGAAAGAGAUUUGUGCUGCAUGUUUUUCUUGUUCUGUCGCACACGUGGAUGACGUUGAGGAUAAAGUUCAAUAUACUAUCAAGGACAUGAGAGGUAUGUUGUUCAUUGUCAUGUAUUCUUCUGACACGGGCUGUGCAUCUUGUUCCUGCAAGCAUUACCAGCGUAUUGGGCUCCUAUGUAGGCAUAUAUUUGUUGUGCUUCAAGCUAUGGGCUGCCAUAACAUUCCAGAGUUGUACGUUUCCAAAAGAUGGUGUAAGAAUGACAUUGUGUAUCGUUCCGUUGGUACAACUACAGCUGAUUAUGAAAAGGAUUACAUACGAGAAANUCAAGGACAUGAGAGAUUUGGCCUCAUCAAAAGAGUCAACAACCCAGACGCAUAUAACAACAUCAGAACAGCAAAGAGUCGCAGGAGAGAUUACAGAUGGCCGUUCAAAUCUCCCGAGGUAAUUAACCUGCAGAGUUCAUAUGUUCUUUCUAAACAGAGAUUAAUCCUUCCGGGUCAGAAAGGGAACACCUCUCCAUGGCCUAGCAAGAACAUCAGAUUCAAAUUCAGAAUACUUAAUAAGGUAUUUGAGCUAUUCUAUUCUUUCUACAAUAAGGUCUUCAGUAUUACCGAUAGGGGGAGAAGAAGUUUCCAUGUAUGGUUUGACUCUGAUUCACUCAAUUGGGUAUUGGAAUCUCUUCCUAGACUGGUUUCCGGUUCUACUUGGGCCUGUGUUAAAGUGGAUGUUAAGAGAACACUUGAAAUUGCUAUUGGCUCUAAUCGUAGGGGGGAUUACAUUCGGAUUUUAGAAGCUAGAAAAGAAGGUAACAGGUUCAUUCAUAUCCCCUUUGGAGUUCAUAAUGACGGGCCUAGUCUGUUCUUUAAGGCUCUUUUAUCCUUUGUUGAGAGAGCUCGGUGUUUAAACAAGGAUAAGGGGUUCGAGGUUUUAGGGGAAGCAGUAGGAGCAUCAACGGCUUUAGAUUUAGAGGUUUCUGGCUUGGGAGAGAAUGUGUCUGGUCCAGUACACACUUGUGUAGAGAUUCCUACACCUGCUUCUAAAGACACUCUAUUCCUUGAGCAACCAUUGCAGGAUCUUAAGCUAAGCUCUAAUAUACACAACAACGAACUUGAGAAUGACAAAAGAGCUCAACCUUUGGAAGGGCAGUAUCCACAGCCUAGAAACACCUCUGAUCUUUGUUCUGGCAGUAUCCAAAAGAGCUCGGGUGAACUGGUUUUGCAUAAGCAAAAGGAGUACUUUGUUUUGGCAGACUCUCUUUCCUCAUACAACACUCAAUACCUCCAGCUUCCUAGAGUGUGUCUAUCCCCAUUUGCUACUGAGUUCAUCCCACUUAAGCCCAACUCCUUUGCAGCUCUCUUCGAUCAUGUUCAUGACCUGGGAGAUGGCAGCCCAAACGAGGAAGAUGGAGUUGACAAGUUUGAUGAUGGGAACAUGGUAUUAAGUAACAAUGCACUAGAAGACAUCCGGGAAGAAAGAGAGGGGCCUAUUCUAUAUACGCACUCAGAAGGAGAAGACAAGGCCUUCAAUGACAACAUACUCAAACCUCUUCAAAUAGAUUACUCCAGGAUGUUCAAAACACCUUUCGAUUUGGGGAGAGAAUUCAAGGGUAGGCAUACCUACUCUCCUUCUCAAAUAGUUACUCGAAGUAAGGCGAAGAUUUUGGAAGAAGGAAGAAAGAAAUCCCCAUUGGUAUGGGAGGUCAGAUCAGAGGGUUCUGAGAUAAACUUGGCAGAAGAUAUUAGGAACUUUUUCAAGGAAUGCUGUCCAAACAAACCUGAAUUAGCAACCAGGAAGCAGUCCACAAUCAAGUCUUUAACCAAAAACCAAAAGAAAAAGUCUAAAAAGAAACUUAAGAAGAAAUUGGCAGGAGGGCAGGAAAAGGAAUAUUCUGAUUAAUCUUGAAUGGUUUUAGGGUUCUGUUAAUUUAGGCUUUUUACUAUUGUGCUCCUUGGCAUAUGGUUUUAGAACAGGUUGUCUUCCGUGUGUUUUUGUUUGCUCUCAAAUGGCCUCUUGGUGAAAUCUGUGCAAUUACUCCUUGUGUUUGGAUUUCUAUUUGGCAUGCUCUAUUGGGUCAGGUAUACACGGCAUACUGAGGUAUU
Molecule: messenger RNA, 3014 nt
Organism: Cuscuta campestris
Lineage: Eukaryota; Viridiplantae; Streptophyta; Magnoliopsida; Solanales; Convolvulaceae
Source: the annotation of a GenBank genome assembly